Messenger RNA from Hemicordylus capensis (graceful crag lizard), 417 nucleotides. RefSeq names its product ATP synthase F1 subunit epsilon (gene ATP5F1E). Lineage: Eukaryota; Metazoa; Chordata; Lepidosauria; Squamata; Cordylidae. The transcript has 3 exons. The record is from RefSeq and is a predicted model, not a curated record. Gene Ontology annotation, molecular function: proton-transporting ATP synthase activity, rotational mechanism. Gene Ontology annotation, cellular component: mitochondrial inner membrane. The coding region runs from base 129 to 284 and encodes 51 amino acids. Gene Ontology annotation, biological process: proton motive force-driven mitochondrial ATP synthesis.
CCGGGUCGUCCGGCGUUUCCGGAUUCAAGGGGAAACAGACUCGCUGGGCUCAAGCUGUGCGACGCUUCGACCUUGCGGUCUCAGGCGAGGGGAAAGCGGGCCGGUCUGCGGCCGUCCAUCGAGCAGCCAUGGUGGCGUAUUGGAGGCAGGCUGGGCUCAGUUACAUCCGGUAUUCCCAGAUUUGUGCCAAGGCAGUAAGAGCAGCACUAAAGCCUCAGUUUAAGGCAGAGGCGGAGAGAGCGGCCGGAGCUAAUGUAAAAAUAGUUAAACCCAAAAAGGACUGAGAGGCAAGAUCUGAGAUAUAAAGGGCAGUGUGAAGUCUCGUGGAGCUUCUUAUGUACAACAUAACUGCUUCCUGUGCUGUAGAAUCUCUGCAUAUGUGUAAAUCAACGCACUAAUAAAUGAAACUUCUUGAAA